GCGGGCGUCCCGGGGCCGGGGCGGAGCCGCGCGUGGGGCGCUGUGUGCGGGAAGGCGCUUCCCGGGAUCCUGCAUGUUCCUUGCGGGGGGCCGGCUCCGGGGCUGGGCCGCCGCACCGAGCCGCGGCAUCGCGGAAUUCUAUUUGUAAAUGUGUACGUGUGGCUCAUGUGCCGUGAGGGGGUCUAGGGUCGUGUUUUAGGGAGUUGCAUUUGCUGUAGCGUUGGUCGUGGGGGGGGGGGGUUGAGGGCUGGUUGUAGCCCAUCUGUAUUUCGUGGGGUUGUGUUUUUGGUUUGUGCAAGCAGUCUGCAGGCUUUGAAGAGCUGCAUUGCUGUUGCCGAACUGUAGUUCUGCCAAGGUUGCCAUUGUUUGCGUUCUGGGAGGGCAGCCGGUGGCCUCGCAGGAAGGCGGCAGGUCGCGCCGGAGGAGGGCUCUGGGUCGGUUCCGUGCGACUUCUUUCCAGGAGAGGUUUAGCUUUUCUCCGGCGUCUCUGAUGCCAGAACAAGGCCCCAGAAUGAACGGUUUCUCUCUGGGCGAGCUGUGCUGGCUGUUCUGCUGCCCGCCCUGCCCCAGCCGCAUCGCCGCCAAGCUGGCCUUCCUGCCCCCGGAGCCCACGUACACCGUGCUGCAGCCCGAGCAGCAGCAGGAGCCCGGGGCGGCGGCCGCGGCGGGCACCCCCACGGGAUCCGCCACCUGCAGCCUGCACCUCAGCGAGCGGGCCGACUGGCAGUAUUCCCAGCGGGAACUGGAUGCCGUGGAAGUGUUCUUCUCCCGCACGGCCCGAGAUAACAGGCUGGGCUGCAUGUUCGUCCGCUGUGCCCCCACUGGCCGGUACACGCUGCUCUUCUCGCACGGUAAUGCUGUGGACCUGGGCCAGAUGUGCAGCUUCUACAUUGGCCUUGGCUCCCGCAUCAACUGCAAUGUCUUCUCCUAUGACUACUCCGGCUACGGGGUGAGCACCGGCAAGCCCUCUGAGAAAAACCUGUAUGCAGACAUUGAUGCAGCCUGGCAGGCCCUCAGGACAAGGUAUGGUGUGAGCCCUGAGAACAUUAUCCUGUAUGGUCAGAGCAUUGGUACUGUCCCUACAGUAGACCUGGCAUCUCGGUACGAGUGUGCAGCUGUGAUCCUCCAUUCUCCCCUGAUGUCUGGAUUACGGGUAGCUUUUCCUGACACCAGGAAAACCUAUUGCUUUGAUGCUUUCCCAAGCAUUGACAAGAUCUCCAAAGUGACCUCUCCUGUGCUGGUCAUCCACGGUACGGAAGAUGAGGUGAUCGAUUUCUCCCAUGGCCUGGCCAUGUACGAGCGAUGUCCACGAGCAGUGGAGCCCCUCUGGGUGGAAGGGGCUGGGCAUAAUGACAUAGAGCUUUAUGCACAGUACUUAGAGAGACUAAAACAGUUCAUAUCUCAUGAACUUCCCAACUCCUGAAGAAGCCUACCUGAUUUUACCUCAGUUACUGUGAACGGAAGAAAUUACCUGGUUUUGCACAUGCUUUAACUGGAUAGCUGUAAUAGCUUUAUACUAUGAAGAAAUACCCUGUCUUGAGGGUGUUCUAAUCAAACAUCUGAUGAAAUUUGUCUUUUCUAUCUGGAAAUGAUUCUACUAAUGCACACAAAUAUGGUCAACUACUGUAAUUCCAACAAUUUUUAGCUUCAUUGCCCUGAAGGAAGUGGGAAUCCUAGCUGCUUAUGGGGACACUUUUUACCUAGUGCUGUAUUAAUUGAAGAUCAGUUUUCUCUGUCUCACUUCAGAUCAUUUAUAAUUCUGUCCUACAAAGACUUUUUCCCCACUGUGUUCUCAGAGUGGAGAACACAACUGUUAUGAGCUACAGCUUGUUCUGAACAAUCAUGGGUUCAAUCUAAGGGAGUACUUUCUCUGUGAAGUUUCUAGCUGUGGUAUUGUAACUGGAAAGUUAUUGUGAUGAAGUUCCCCCUCCUCCCUUCUAGUGUUCUUUUGUUAACUUACUGAUCUUCCCAAGUAAAUUAUUUAAAUAUACUUUUACCUGAAAAUAAACAAACUACUAUAUGGGGCUAAAUUCUGUAACGACCUCUCCAUUACUUGUAUAAACAUAACUGGAAUAUUCUUAAAGGAUCUAGGGACAAAACUGCUUUUGUUUAAAAAUAAAUGUGUAAAUUUACUACUAGAAAACUCAUUUUAAUAUUCAGAUUGUCUGAAUAAUAGCCAUAACAGACAUUUCCUUCUGUAAAGCAUUCCUGUAGACUUUUUAAAAGUACUGUACAUAUUUGAAUUUACAUUGUGCAUAGAUUCUUAAUUGGUAGUUUUAAUUUAAGUCUAGUUACAAUAAACUGCAAAAUUCUGGUUUGUAUAUGAUUGAAUACAUUUUGUUAAAAUAUGUUUUUAUCCCUAUAUUAUUUUGCUAUUAAAGUUUUAUAAAGUUUCCAGGACAAAAAAAAAUUUACACAUUUAUGUUUUGAUGAAUUAUGUAACUAAAUUUUCAUUGAGCUGAUCUUUUUAGUUUAGAAGUAAUUUGAUUCUUUGACACUGGAAUCGCACAGAUUAUGCAUCAGAAAUGCAAAACACUUAAAAAUUGUUACACUACUAGGAUAGGUCUAAUUUUUCCAAAUUUAAAGGCCUUAAAUGUACUGUAAGCCUCAGAUUGUUGUAUAAAUUGAUUGCAAUUGAUUGCAGUUUGUGUCCUGUUGCUAGAAAGCAACACAGUGAUUGUAAUGGAAUAAAGGAUGCAUGGAUUAGA
Messenger RNA from Oenanthe melanoleuca, 2708 nucleotides. It is a transcript of the gene ABHD17C, whose product is annotated as abhydrolase domain containing 17C, depalmitoylase. The transcript is spliced from 3 exons. Gene Ontology annotation, biological process: protein depalmitoylation. Gene Ontology annotation, molecular function: palmitoyl-(protein) hydrolase activity. Gene Ontology annotation, cellular component: endosome membrane; plasma membrane. Bases 491 to 1423 code for a protein of 310 amino acids. The record is from RefSeq and is a predicted model, not a curated record. NCBI's taxonomy places the organism in Eukaryota, Metazoa, Chordata, Aves, Passeriformes, Muscicapidae.